AACCUUACACAAAAAUUCAAACUCCUUCUCAAACGACCCCACACACACCGAUUUUACCUUACGCGCCACGAUCCGUCCGAGAGAGAAGAAACCAUUUUACCUGAAAGAUGGAGCCGCCGCCUAAGGCAGAUAUCGAAGUGAAGAUAGAUCCGAAAGCUGCGGAUCAUGGACCGAAUAAGAAGGGAGGCGACGAGAUUGAGAUCGAGACGAAAGGGAGCGAUCAAACAGCGGCGAAACCGCUCGUUCGAACCGCGUCUGGAUCGAAGAAAAACGUCCACUGGAGCCCCGAAUUGGUUUCCGGGUCUCAGGAACCGAAUCAGUCGUCGUACACUGCCGGAUCUAACCCGUACAUUGCUCGUUCUCCACCAGAGACCACCGAUGCUUCGUUGAAAGAUACGAUGGAGUCUGUGAAAGGAGCGCUUGGGAGAUGGGGAAGGAGAGUUGCUGAAGCCGCCAAGAAGACGGAGAGCCUUGCCGGGAACACGUGGCAGCAUCUGAGAACUGCUCCGAGUUUUGCUGAUGCUGCAAUGGGAAGAAUUGCACAGAGUACUAAGGUUCUUGCAGAAGGAGGGUACGAGAAGAUUUUCAGACAAACCUUUGAGACCGAUCCAGAUGAGCAGCUGUUGAACUCUUUUGCAUGUUACUUGUCCACCUCAGCUGGUCCAGUUAUGGGAGUUCUCUAUGUGUCCACUGCUAAGCUUUCUUACUCUAGUGACAACCCUUUAUCUUACAAAAAUAAUGGUCAAACCGAAUGGAGCUACUACAAGGUACUGAUUCCAUUACAUCAACUUAAAGCAGUGAAUCCAUCAGCAAACAUCGUGAAUCCUGCAGAAAAGUACAUACAGGUGAUUUCGGUAGACAAUCACGAGUUCUGGUUCAUGGGUUUCUUGAACUACGAAGGCGCUGUCACCUCUCUGCAAGAAUCUUUGCAAGACAGUGGUUUAGGGCCAGUGUGAUUGAUACACACACACACUUGGUGGAUUCUUUGAUGACCAUUUUAAGCCUAUUGAUGAUUGAGAUACUCUCUCUCUUUUUUUUCUUUUUCUUUUGCUUAGUUAUUUUGAUUACAGAAGACUCAAUUGACAUUAUUUGCAUAAAUAUAAUUCUCUAAAAAACUUUUUGCUA
Messenger RNA from Raphanus sativus (radish), 1125 nucleotides. Its product is annotated as GLABRA2 expression modulator. The transcript has 4 exons. Lineage: Eukaryota; Viridiplantae; Streptophyta; Magnoliopsida; Brassicales; Brassicaceae. The record is from RefSeq and is a predicted model, not a curated record. Bases 108 to 956 code for a protein of 282 amino acids.